Pocillopora meandrina is the source of this 11558-nucleotide messenger RNA. NCBI's taxonomy places the organism in Eukaryota, Metazoa, Cnidaria, Anthozoa, Scleractinia, Pocilloporidae. The record is from the annotation of a GenBank genome assembly.
AUGUGCUCUUAUCUUCUUAAGAAGUUGCAAGAUUUCUUUCACCAUGAUAAGAUUGUGGAUGGAGGUGACAGUAUCAAGCAGUUGACUCAAAUCAUUAGUGAAGUCAGUGGCUGUGAUGAAGGUCAAGCCUAUUUUAAAGCUUUACAACAAUAUGUUGUGCAAACUAUGAUAGGGCUAUUAGAAGGUUCUGGAGACCACUUUAUCUUUAUACCUCCUGAAGGUGAUUUGUUUAAUGAAUCAAAUGCUCUCUAUCUUUUAAGUCUCCUGGCUUUUCAAACUGGGGACACUGCUUGUUUGGAGGAAAUUGCAAGCUGCUCUCAGGGUUAUCCUAGUGAUGGUUAUUUGAUGAUCAGUGUGGGAGCGAUGUUAAUUCAGAGGAUGAAGUAUAGGCCCAGUGAAAAAUGUUUUUUGAGUGCAUUGAGUUAUUUUGAACAUAAACAGAAUCAUCUGGGCACUGUUGUUGCCACUGUGAACUUGGCAGUCUUUCAUAAGAUCUGUGGAGACUAUCGGAAAGCUCAGUCUUAUUGUAAUGCUGCGGUUAGGUUGUGCUUGGAUUUCACAAGAACCCCAGCAACUGAUGUUCAUUUGAAAGUAGUCUUCAGACUUGCUAUCUUGUCUCAAGAACUCAAAGACUACAAUAGUAAUCAUGAUAUUCUGAGAGUUGCUGUGAAAUUUGACAUUGACCAGAUUAGAGAUGCUUUUGUAGCGAAGUGCAUGAAGCAGCUGAUGACUUUGCAACUGAAAGGACUUGAAGGUGAACAGAUUAAACAUGACAAACUGGAAGAGCUUGCCUUGCAACUCAAUGCAGUAGAUGCAUUCCCAAAAACACAGCCACUGAAUGCUGACUUCAUUGUAACCUUUAUGAUGCUGGCAGAGAUGUAUUUCUCUAUCAAGUGCUUCAAAGAGGCUAGGCAGUUGAUUCACAAGUUGGAGUCAACAUUCCUGCAUGCCUAUGGUGGAAAUUGCCCACUCUUUGGUUUCUUGCAGUACAAAAUUGGUCACUUCAAAUUUAUUUAUGGAGAUGCUAGUGAAGCACAGAGUAGUCUCAUUAAAGCUGAGCAAAUAUUCAUUCACUACUUUGGUAGAGAUCAUCACAUGGUUGGAUCAUGCAAGAGUCUACAAGGUGCCUGUGCCUUGCAGAAAGGAAACCUAAAGGAGGCCUGUCAUUGUCUAAAGGAGGCUCGCAUUAGUUUUGAGAAAAUAAAUCACCACCACCCUAAAGUAGGCAAAAUUCUUUUGAAGGUUGCUGAUCUGGAGAGUGAGGCUGGAAAUUUUGAGAAUGCCAAAUUAGCCAUUGAAGAAGCAUUAGAAAUGUUCAUAUUAUCUUGUGGUAAGGUCUCCCUUCAGACAGCCCUUGCUUAUCUUCAAGGUGCAUCUAUUCUAAAAUGGAAAGGAAAAUUCAUGCGUUCAGCUUUGGAAAAAGUGAAGAAAACCACUGAUAUCUUUAUACUCCAUGGCUUGCACCAUGAUCAUCCAAAUGUUGCCUUCUGCCGCUGUUUACAAGGCCAGUUACUGCACUCCCUGGGUCAAGUCAAAGAAGCUGAAGAGGAAUUUCUCUUUGUACAUCAUCAGCUAUCAACACGAGAUGACUUGUCUAUGAAGACCUGCAGUUCUGACCAAAAGUUGGAUUUACAUACACAAACCAACUGGGAACCAGAUUCUGAUAUGCUAAAGAUAGGACCUUCUGUUGACCUGUCACAGACUGAGGUAAUAAAGUUAUUACUUUGUGAAUUAAAUCAUUAAAACAAGUAGGCUCAUAGGCUAAAACUUCUUCAAGUAAAUUUUUGCUCUGGCAUGAUGUAAAUGUAUACAUGUAUGUACAUGGUGUAAUCUUAUUUCUUUCUCUGUCUGCCCUUGAGCCCUUGAAGAAGGCAGAGGAGGGGGCUAUUUAGUUAAGGAGUCAAAAAUGUUUUGUUGCCAUUAUCUUGGGAAAGUCAAUUAUUUUUACUCUGUAGUGGUUGAAAUGGAAUCCUACAAUCACUGUUUCAAGAUCUUUUUGAAUCAGCAUAUAUCAUUUAGAACUUUGGGUCAUCCUUCACUCAGAAAAAUUCCCCAGGAUGCACUGAUAGAAUUACUGAGAUGUGUAGACAUUUAUCAUGCAAAAUGUUUGUCAUUUGCUUUGUCAAGAGUUUCCUGUGUGAUAUGAUAAAGAGGGUAAUUAAAAUGUUUCUAAGUUUAGGGUUAAAAUGAAGGAAUGUAUUAGACUCUGGAUCAAGUAUUCCAAAUUUAAGCUUUCACUGGGGUCACUGGGCUUUGUUAAAGACAUGAAAGUCAUUGAUUUAGAAAUCAUAAAGGGUAAAAUUUCUAGUAUAAAAUAAGUCUAUUUUCAGCAGGAUCUUAUUUAUUGAAAUUGUUAUCUUUUCUGAGGUAUAACUAAAAGAAAGUGUGAGUAUCAUUGUAGAUUUACCCAUAACUGGGAGAUACCAUCAUGAAAUUAAGUACAAAAAGAUUAAUAUGAUAAUAACUUAAUGUAUUAUUUUUAUUUGCUUUGAAUUGACUAUGGUUUGUUUAUUUGAUAGGAUACCAAAAGCUUAUCAUUCACUGCCCACUCUGAAGACAAUAUUGUCACUGAUGUUUGUGUAGACCUUUCGGAGUGUAUUUUGAGAAACAGACAUUUAUCUUUAGAAGUACAACUCUCACACAUAAAUAAUGGAUUAUAUACUACGGAUGGUACAGAAGAACAUGUUAACUCUCUUUUAAGUCCUGGGUCAGCCUCAUCACUGAACUGUUUGCCCUUAAGUCAAUAUGAUGCCACAAAUGGAAAACAAGAGUUCAUGCAGAAAGCUUUGCCAUCUUUGAAGAAUGUCUAUGGAGAAACAUGUUCAGGAAAAGAGACAGGAAAUGUCUCAGACACAUCAUCAACUUCACAGGCAAUCUUUUUCAGCAGUCACUACCAUGAGAGUGCUGUAGUGAAGUCAAAUUGUGAAGAGGGUUGGAUUGAAAAGUAUCAUCCUAGCUCAGAAACCAAAGACAACUUGCCACCAAAUGAAAUUCCUCAAGAGAUGUGCAGUGUUCAAAGCAUUGAAGCAUGCUCUAACAAAGACGAGUUGAGGGAGGAUCACAGAAUGGAAUUUGAUCAGAGUCCUGAAUUUCCACUUGCCACAGCUGGAAGAGAGAAUGGCAAAGGCACCAUUACCAAUGGCAACCUGAUCAAUGAAUUGCAAGAGGAAGUCAUGUUCUACCAGGAUCAAUGUCAUGAACUAAGAGAAGAAUUAAUAAAAUUGAAAGAGAAGUUGAAGCUCUGUGAAGAGGAGAAACAAGGUCUUCAAGCUGAAGUAGGAAGACAGUUGUUUCUUGAAAGCAAAGAAAGACGAUGCAGCAAAAAGGUUUAUCAACCCCCCAGCAAACAUGCCAGUGGGACGAGUGAACCUGUUGGAGUUAGAGGUGCAUCCCAUGACUUUUCAGGUAUAGAUGCUAAGCUGCUUGGUGGUGCAGAUCCUUUACACAAAGCAGAUAAAUAAUAUUUUUGAAUGAAUACUGUGGCUAUUUUGCUCCAGAUAUGAUUCAUAUAAACUGCAUGUUACUCUACUACAAAUUUGCACUAUUGACGUACAUUACUUAUCAUGUCCAAAAGAUGAUCACCAGAGAACAUGCUGGAUUGGUAAAGAUCAUGGCUUUCUGUCUUCAUCUUUCAAUAAGGCUCCUCAAAAGGCAGAUGUUACACAAUCUGGAACUUUGUCAUAUAGCCAUUUAUUCAGUAUGUCAAGUUAUAACAGUUCUAAAACUUGGUACUGUACCUUUAUUUAGAAAUUCCAUUACAAUAAAAAAGGCUCUCAAAAUUUGACCUUUCUUGGGAUAAGUAUACAUGCAUACAUUAUAGUAUUCCAAGAAGGUAUUGAUACAAAUGAGAAAAAUACCUGCAUUUCUAAGAGUUACCUCGCAUUUAUCUUGUUUGCGUUUUCUUUAAUUUGCAGGUUUCUUGCUUCAACAAAGACUUCAGGAGAUCUCACAUUCCUUAUCAGAAUUGGAACUGAACAGAAUCAAGAAUCUUGUCCGACCCAUACUGGAUAACUGUAGACUUGCCAGGAUCAGGGAGUUUUCAAAGUUGUUGGAGGAAUUAGAAAGAAGAGGGGAGUUUUCCUGUUCCUUUGUUAGAGAUCUUCUAGAAAGAAUCCAUCGAUUUGAUCUUGUAGAGAAACUUGCUGAACCUUUUCACAAUGGUGAAGAAUCAUGUGUAAAGGAAUCUUAUUCACCUCAAGAAAGCAAACAACUGAAUGAAGUGGUGGAAAGUGUUUCUGGUGUCAACAGUAAACAAUGUGAUGAAGUGGAAGAAGGGAAAGAAAUAUUUGACAACACUGAAGUUGAUGAAGAGGAUGAAGUAUGCAACAAUUCUAACAUAAACUCAUUUAACAGUGAUAGUGAGGGAGCUUCUGUCACUUUUCCUGCGAAGAAUGUGAAUGAAUCAAGUUUUGUUGGAGGUGUGGAUUUGUCAGAGGAGAGAUAUGACUCAGCCUCGAGCUUGUCACAGUCAUUUGAUGUGCCAAGUAUUGGAUUGGAAUCCCGAGAGAGGUCUUGGUCACCUUCAUUUACAAGUAAACAAUUUGAUGGUGAAAAGCUGAAAGGAGCAUGUGCUGCAAAUGGCAAAAGGGACAAAGAAAGUGCACAUGAUUCCUCUUUUCCUCAUGGUGCAGAGACACAAUUUUAUUUCAAUCAUCACUUUAAUGACACUGUGUAUGGUGCAGCUAAUUUACCAGAUAGAGCCCAAGAUAGUUUAAAGCAAGAAUACUUAACUAGUGUGAAUCAAGAUUCUCUUCCUAAUGGAGACACAACUCAGAGGCAAAAUGUUUCAGGUGCAAGGUUCAUUGUGCAAAAGGACACAGCAACAGAUCAUUCUGACUCUCGUGUGAGCAAUCAGUCAAACGAAUGGGAGCAUUUAGGGGCCAGGCUGCAAGAUGGGACUUUUUCAUCUUUACCAAGAGAUGAACUUUUUCAUUCAGGGUUCACUGGUUCAGGAUUGACCUCUGAUUUCAUGCAGCCCACAGGAUUUCAAAUAGGUGCUUUAAACACAUUGGAUUCCAGUUUAUCAAUACAUGACUAUGCUCUUGGUACAAGAGAGCCUCAAAUACCACCGGAUGGGUAUUUUACAAGUUUGCAAAUUAAUCAACCAAUUCACUUCAAUGGUUCAGGCUUCACUUCUGACUUGACAGGGUCCACAAGGCCUGAACUGACACAUUCUGCAACUGGUACACAUAGAGACAGUGACUUUAGUGGCAGUGCAUCAAUGUUGCCUUCAACAAGAAAUUCUGGAUUAUCAGUAAGUUCAUCAGUUUGCAAGCAAACCUAUGGUUUCCCUCCAGAUGCUUCCUCAACUUCAUCUUCAGGAGCAAGGGUUAAUGGAUCUGACGGUAGGCUUUUUUCAGAAUCAGAGUCAAGUAGAGUUAGUCAGUUAUUGCCGGUCACAACAGGUAGGGAUGGUUUGAAUACAUCUGAAGAGGUUAACUCUAGUAGCAAUGCAAUGAAUGCAUCUGAUGAUCAUUUGGCUUCUGGACACUAUAGAGAAGGAAGCAGGGCCUAUAAUUCUUCAAGCUCUCACAUGAUAUCUGGUACUGAUACAGGGGAAAAUCAAUCUGGCCAAACUGAAGAUUUAGUCACAAACAGAAACUAUGGCACAGAGUCAGUGGAGUCUACAGAUAACUCCCUGCUUGAAUUGGAACAGCGUGUUGAAGAGGCUUGUGCAAUGGUGGAAAGAGUGCUGAGGGAGAGAGAAGAAAGAGAAGAGUUUGGCCGAGAAAUUGAAAGAAAAGAGCGUGAAAUUCGAGCAGAAAGGGCACGAAAGAAGAGAGAAAGAGAAGCAAGGGAGCUAGAGGAAGCCAGAGGAUGGCCUCAACAGCAGGAACCAGUUACUGGACAGUCUUUGUGGCUUUGUGAGCAUUACCAACGUCAUUGUAGAGUACGUUUCCCUUGCUGUAACAACUUCUAUUCAUGCCACCGUUGCCAUAACAAUUCCAAGGAAUGUGACAAUGAGGAAGCUAAAGCAAGUCAUGCAACUCACCUUAAAUGCAACUACUGUUAUCAUGAACAAGAGGUGAUGAAAGGUUUUUAGUUAUGUUGUAAAUUAUAGUUUUGAGAAUUGCCGUAUUUUUUUAUUGGGAGUGAUAGAAAACAUACAGGGAGGAGAUUCUGUCCUUUUUCCGGGUAAUUUUUGUCAACUGUUUUGGUGAGUUAUUAAUUACAAUACACUCUCUACUGUUGCAAACUCACUUUGCACAUGUUUGCACAAUUUUAGUGGCCAUUUAAAUAAAAAUUAAGCGAAACAAAUCUCACUGCAAAAUCAAAUACCAAAGUGUUUUUUUUCUUUCCAUGGCAAUUACACUGGCCACAGGUUGGAGUACUAGAGCACUUAUUUAUCUGUCUGAUAAAUGAGGCAGUCCAUGUUAAGAACUUUGUGAUUGUAAUUCCCAUUAACUUGGUCUGUAAGACUUAUGAUUUUCCAAAUCAUUUUCUUUCAGAUUGGUGAAGACAGUGUCAAGUGUCGUAGCUGUAAAGCAAAGAUGUCAGCAUACUUCUGCGCUAUUUGUAAACACUUCACCAGCAUUGACAAAAAUCCAUACCACUGUAAAAAAUGUGGAAUAUGCCGGUAACUGAUCUGACAAAGUUUUCAGUUUAUAAAAACUUUGCUGUUGUGUUUUCCAUAGCUUUUUAUGUUUUGAAGCCACAUAAGCUUUUUUGAAGGCUUGGAGGUCAACUUUUCUCAAAAGUCCUCUUUUGAGCAACCUUCAAGUGUAGAAUUAUAGAAUGGUCACCAGAAAGUAAACACUUAAACAACUCACAUUUUGCCCAAAUCUUUUUUUUUUUUUUUUUUUCCCCUUUCAAUUUUACCUCUUAGCCAGCUUUACAAAAUUGAUUUCUCUACCACUUAAAGCAGGACAUUGGUCUUAUUAUGCCAUGUUUUCUUGUAGCAUACAUAAAGACAAAUCAUUCCAUUGUGAAGUAUGCAAUGUCUGUCGUGACAAACGCCUUCAAGGAAAGCACAAGUGCAGACCAGACUGUGGUCAUGAUGAAUGCUGUAUCUGUUUAAAGGUGAGCUAGUAAACUUCAAAAUAUUUAAGCAUUGGUUUCUUAAUCAUUUUUAUUAUAAUUGUUAUUGUUACUGUUAUUGAUAUCUUCUCAACAAUUUUCCUUUCCACUUCUUUUCCAAUUAGUAAAUUAUCCCACUCUGUAUGUGUAACACUGUGUUCUUUCCAAACUAAUGUAUCAAAAAUCACUUUCACAUAAGCUAUGUUCUUUGGUGAGUAAUUUAUAACAAUACACUCUCUACUGUUGCAAACUCACUUUUUCCAGAAUCACUAUUUGACAAUCUAUGUAAAAUCUCAAAAUGGUUGCCAUUAAUUUAGUUGCCAUUUAAAAAAAAAGCAAAACAAAUCCCGCUGCAAAGGUAAGACUUGUGGCCACAAAGGGGCAACAAUGUCUCAAGGCAAUAAGAAGACCUUUCAUGUGUCAGAAGGUAAGAGAAUGUUUUUGAGUGAUGAGUAGCACAAUCACCAUGCCCAUAGGGGGUUGACUGCAAACUUUCAAUGAUUUCUUCUGUUUUACAUUUUCAUUGAAGCCAAAUCUUUGUUUACAGGUAAAGUUGUUCUUAUUGAUUAUAGUAAAAGCAAAAAAUCAGAAAAUCACAUUACUGUCUUUGAGAAAAUACCCGUGAAAGAUGAAAAAUCGAGCCAAUUUUAGUUGUAACGCGUAACACAAUCUCAGUGGUAAAAUUUUUUAAAUACAUUUUUCACUAAAAAGAAAGCUCGUUUGAGCAAACAAAUUACACCUAAUGAUAACACACAAUAAACACUACAUUUGAGCAAAACUUUGACAUUUCAAGUUUAUUAAAACGCAUAGAAAAGAUUCAUCAUUCUUUAGUAUCCUUUGUGUAACGCUGGGUUUCAGAAUUUGGAAGUACACCAAGUUGUUGUCCGCAGAAUGACUGAACUGGAAUCCUGAGGGAACAAAAACACAUUAACCAAAUGCUCAUACUUGUUGUUCUAAAAUAGCGAAAAAUCAGUCGAAAGGAUUGACUAUAAACGGAGAAAUAUCAGUGUAAAACAGUCGCUACGGUUUUGUAAAACCUGAUUACGCAAUAAUAUUUUUCAUCAACUUACCUGCUCCUUUGCUACUAUACUUCAAACACGGCAAAGUCGGGUUUCGAAAUCGAUUACACUUUAAUGCUCAUAAGUUUCUCUUGUCAUUUCCAAGUUUUCAGGUCCAUAUCUUUAGAAACGGCCAAAAUAUUCACUUUUGACCAAGUCGCAACGCUUUUUACCAUGUUGAUGCCAUAUUGAGAACGGAGUCUCGCCACAAAUGCCACCAAAAGCGCUAUGAAAUCUGCUGUUUGCUCCGCCAUUUUCGCCAUUUUCAUCUCCGUGUCGAAAUAGCUUGGUAACCUUUCCUAUUUUGGUUUCUGCGACGUUAUCAAGGGUCGGGGGUCUUCAAGCUCAAUAAUUUUUCUGAGAUUUAGCCAUCUGUAAAUAUCGCUUCAAGUGCGCUUGACAAGAGGUAUGGUUAACGAAAAGGAAGAAAAGCUUGCGAGGAUCAAAGAGUGGAGGAGGAAAAAGCAGGAAAAGAAUAGGCUAAGGAAUCUAAAAUAUAAUGAAAAGAAUCGCAAAAAGAGAGCUGAAUUUCCAAGAGAAAAAUGGUGAUGUGAUCUUCAAGUUGUAAAAAGAGGCAGAAAGUCAGUUUUUAGAGUGCCAGUUGAUCUCACUGAGGAGAUACUAGCCUCCAUGUAAUACAAAAUGUUAUUAUUUCUACAUUUUACUGUGUCAGUGAACUCGAAAUUGAUUAUUUGUGAAAAAGACCACACCCACAAGGGAUUAUGGGUAAAUACAAAUUUGAAUCAAAUGUGACAAAAAUAAAAUAGUUUGAAAUAAAUCAGUUGUAAUAGUAAAUGUGAAUUUAAAACAGACCUAAAGAAGUGAUUUUGUCCCAAACUAGCAAUUUUCACAUUUUUCAUACAUGUUACAGAAGUGGGUAUGGUGAUUGUGCUACUCAUCAGUACACUUGUGUGCUGUUGUUGUUAUUGAAAGGUAACUAGGGUAUUAUUUGAACAUCUCAUACUUGAAAAUAUAACAGUACAAGUUAACGUAUAAUUUUGAUGAAGUGGCUAGUUUGUAAGGGUGACUGUAGUCCUGAGAAGGAUUAUUAUUGAUAGUUAGCACUGAUGUUUCAACAACCUUGGGAAAGUGAUUGUCAGAUUUCAGUGAUGAGUUGUUUGGCAAGUAUUUUAAGUUGGGUUUCUACAGUGUGUACCAAAAAGUAUAUUUUUUGGUGAAGAAAUUCUAGCAAAACAAUAACUGAUUUUGAUAACUUUCAAUACCUAUUCCUGAAAAUAUACACUAAUUAUACAUAAAUUAGGACCCUCUUUUGUCACAUGCUUAGCUGCGAGGCAAUUGUAUCUUUUCUUGAGUAUAUGAAACCGUUGUAUUUAGAAUGUGUACAUCUUAGUAAGAUGUAUUUUACAUUUGUGUAUUUGAUGUGUACAUAGUGCUUCUUAGGCAUAGUGAACUGGAUUGACAUUUUUAUACCUAGAAUUGUAUUAAAUAAUUAGGUGCAAUAUUUUAGAAGGCUUACCAUUUUGAUGACAUAAGAUGUAGCAAAUACCAAUACAUGUAUGGGCCAGACAAUCAAAAAUGAGUGGAUAAACCUAGAUUUGGAUUUGCAGUCAUUUGCAAUCAGGGGCAAUGCUUUUGCAGGAAAGAUGUUAGGUGAAUUGAGGGAGGUUUGGGUUAAUUGUUAAAUUCAUGUUUCUUUUACAGGAGAGGGAAACUGGAGCAAAGAGAGGGCUACAAAAACCAGUUUGGGUCGUGAGUUCUCUAAAUGCCAACCACAACAGCCUUCAGGCUUUAAUAGAGGAUAUUGAAGAUGCAACAUUGAGAAUUCAAAAAAGGUGGUCAUGGUUUGGAAGAUGGUGCACAUGUGCAGGUGGAUUGGUGAGCAGCUGAGUAACUUUCCUUUUAAAAAGAGUCAGUCAUCAAUGGACAGGUUGUAUCAGUUAUUUUGGUAGUAACGAUUAAAAAUUGCAUCAAAAGGUUUUGCUUUGAAACUCAGUAAAUGGUGAACAUAAGAAGUACCUCAGGAACCUUAUUGAAGUGAGGAGAACAAAUCAAUUGGCACAAGAAAACUAUCUACUGUGCAUAGAAAUUCUUAUUCCUUUGUGGUUUUGUGGUUUGCUUGAUUACCGGUAGGUGUUUAGGGUUCUUCGAAAUUGUCAAAAAGAGUAAAAGAUUGCAUGAUGUAUUGUUAGUCUACAUUGGAUCUCAUCAAAUAGCUGUGUUGGUGAAUGUUGUCAAGAAACUUUGCUGUGUGAUGUUUUUGACAAAGAAUUUGUUUAUACGAAAAAGGUGAUCUUUUACAAAUCAAACAUUAAGCAAAAUGGUGAAUAAAAUGUUUUCGAAAAAAAUCAGCACAAGAAUAAUUAAGAGAAAACUUGCAUAAAAAACAAAAUGUUAGAAUGCUUGUUUUCAAUGAAAUGUCUCAUGAUAAGGGUCUUUUCUGUUUAAUUUUUAUGUUGACAAUUAAUAGUUUUUGUUUUGGUAGGAUGACCAAGAUUCUGGUGAAAUUUGUGCAAAUUGUGUCAAGUACAAGUACUGGUAAGUUUUCAGUUGUUAAAAGAAAGGCAUGAAAAAUAGAAAAAAAAGUUGUUCUGUAAUUUAUUAGCCAGCUCGCUAGACCUCAUUUGAAGAGGUCUUAGUUUGAGCCCCACCUAGGUCAAUAUAUUAUGUGCUAGGGAUAGGUACUUAGUCCUGCAGUGCCUUUCUCCAUGCAGGAUUUUGAAUGAAUACUGGUGAACUCACACUAAAACCUGACAAAUAGACUAACAUCCCAUCUGGUAGGGUAAGCAGUACUCCCAACUCAGUUCAUGCUAAUUGGACACCCCAGUAAGCUUCUAUGAUGUGGGAUGAUUGGCUUGAAUGAGGGCGACUUUUCAGAUGCUAAAAUAUAAGUACAUGUAUUUCUGUUGUUGUUUGUCCGAGAUUGUUAAUUUGGUACAUCUACAUUUCGAAUGUCAAAAGGAGGGCUAAUAACCUUAUCCAGAAAAAAUGACAAACUGUAUGGUUAUUGAGCUUAUUAGAUUUGGAACCCCUUUUCCCUUAUUAAAACAAGGAAAGGGCAUUUUUUGAGAUCCAAAAUAACUUCAUUUCAAUAGACACUUAUGGAUAAAAUCAUUCUCUGAGCAAAAUCUCAUCUUUGUCAGACUUCUACAUAAACAAAAGUGCUGGUCUCUUAGUUGAUGGAUAAUGUGCAUAUAUACAGGUUGGUGGAUGAAAACUUGAAACAGCUUUGAAUCAUGCAUUAUGGUUUCAAAACUUGAUUACGACAAUGACCAACAUACUAAAAGUUGAAAAUUUUAUUCAUUGACUGGAAAUAUGACAGGCUUCAAUUUUUAACAAUGCAAAUUACUUUAGUGCAACCGCAAACAGUAACGUUCAUGUCAUCUUCCAUUUAUUCACGUGGUUUUACGUUUCCUAGUUGUAUUUUUACUUUAUUUGAUUUGCCUUUCUUCCAGGGGACCUAGCAGAGUUAGACCACAGAUUGACCAUGAUGAGUGCUGCAUAUGCCUGGAGGUAAUUUCUUAG